This is a messenger RNA of Ziziphus jujuba (common jujube), 3732 nucleotides long. RefSeq names its product probable inactive receptor kinase At3g08680. Gene Ontology annotation, biological process: protein phosphorylation. Bases 2471 to 3544 code for a protein of 357 amino acids. Lineage: Eukaryota; Viridiplantae; Streptophyta; Magnoliopsida; Rosales; Rhamnaceae. The transcript is spliced from 2 exons. Gene Ontology annotation, molecular function: protein kinase activity; ATP binding. The record is from RefSeq and is a predicted model, not a curated record.
GUGAUAUUGCGUGUUGGUCGGGGAGGGGCGGGGUCCACGUUGUGGAAUUUUGAGCUCCCAUUUCUUUCUUUUCUUUUUCUUCCACAACGUAUAAGACGAUUCUUUCGUCGUGUUGACUUUGGAAAUCAGUGGAUUAAAGCGGAAUUACUAUUUUGUCUACGCCAAAUUUUACCAAAAUGGGUCUCUCAAUGUCGUUUCAACUCUACCGAUGUCAUGUUGGACGUUUGAUCAUUUUUUUUUUAAUUGUUUUUUUUUAUAAAGAAGAAAACGCGUUUUGAGUUCACCAGCUGUGCAGUGAAAGACCAAAGAAACGAUAAAUGAUAAUCUUUUAAAUUAUUAGAUAAUAUUAAUUAUAGCGGUUGGUUGGGAAAACUUUACCCAUUGAGAUUAACAUGGAUGGUGUUUUUUGUUUUGUCAAUCUAUUCGUUUGUGUGUGUGUGUUUCAUAUUUGUAUUUAUGAUAUAAAAUAAAACAUAAUUUCAAAUUGAGUUGAUUUUUUGUUUUUCCAAAUUUAUAAUUAUUUGAAGUGUUUAACAAAUUAUAAUAGAUAUCAUCUAACUCUAAAAAACAUUUAAAAUAAUAAAUUACACAUAAUUAGGUAAAAGAAAAGGAAAAAAAAAAAACUACAAUUACAUUACCAAAAACACCUUAAAAAAAAACUUUAAAAAAUAUAAAAUAUCAUUUGAUUUCUAUUUAUUAAUAAUUUAAGUAUAAGUGCAUACGGUAAUAUUUUGGCCCAUAGACUAUGCUAAUGGCCCAUCUAAUGUCAUUUAUACCCAACAAAAAGUUGAGACCACUAACUAUUGCCUAUUAGACCAAAAACUUUUUAAGUUUUUUUUUCGUAUUUUUUUUUAAAUAAAUUUAAAGAGUAUCCAAUAGUUAACUUGAGUUUACCUAAUUACCUUUAAUAUAACCAUUAUUAUACUAUUAUUUAUUCUCUCCACAAUUCUUUUUAUUUGUUUUAUAAUUAGGUUUCAAAAGAUUAUGGGAUUCCAAUACAUUCCCGAUGAUGGUUCUUUGAAAAUUUUUAAUGAGAAUAAAGCAUUUCCGAUUAAUGAAGAAGUGAACAGUUGAUCAUAUAUAUAUGAGUGAACUAUUCAUUGUAUUACAUCUUAUAUAUGAAAAUUGAUUUGACCAAUAUAGUAAAAUUGAAAGAGAAGAACAUAAUUUUUACCCCUUUUUUAUGUUAAAAAACAGAGAGAGUAAGGGAAAUUGAGAUAGGAGUCACAAAAGUUAAGAGAGGAAAAAAAAAAUUUAGAAACUAGAAAAAGAAAGAGAGAGACAAAUAGAAAAGAAAAGCAGAAAGUGAAAGUUGAAAAAAAAAAUAGCAAUAUUGGUUAUCUUUAGUUGUGGGUUUUCUCUCUCUAUAUAUUUUCUUUUCUUUUUAAUUUUUGAUUUCUUAAGAUGUUUAGAAAAUGGGUAUUUAGAUCCAUCUAACCCUAUAUAUGGCUAAGCUUCUAAUGUUUAAUAUUUUUGUAACAUAUGGUUAAUUUCCAAUAAAGGCCCUCCCACAUGGAUAUUUAUGGGAACAAAAAAAAAAAAAAAACAUAAAAACUCAAAACUUUAUAACUUUCUCUCUUGGUAAUCUUUAGUUGUGGGUUUUCACUCUCUAUAUAUAUAUUUUUUCUUUUUAAUUUUUGAUUUCUUAAGAUGUUUAGAAAAUGGGUAUUUAGAUCCAUAUAACACUAUAUUUGGCUAAGCUUCUAAUUUUUAGCAUUUUUUUUUUUUUAACAUAUGCUUAAUUUCCAAUGAAGGCCCUCCCACAUGGAUAUUUAUGAAAAAAAAAAAACACAUAAAAACUCAAAACUUUAUAACUUUCUCCAUAAAUGAAGAUUUUAGAUUAAAAAUUACAUGGUCUUGAAACUACAAAUGGCUUCCACAUGGUGAUAUACCAAUUGAUAAAGUUUAACUUGACUACAUUGAAAGUUUGGAUUAUAAGCUUUAUUAAUUACAAUUUUGAGUUCUACAAAUAAUCAUAAUUAGAUUUUUUUAGCCACCCAAAUACUCAAUAGAAGUUUGAGUGGGGACUAAUAUAAAUGAAUAUUGCUUUGGUAAUUUUUAUAACUCUUGAAUACAGCCAUGCAUUACUAUUUUUGGGCCUAUAAUACUAAUUUUGAUGAAUCCUCCAUAUUUAUAGCCCACCAGCCAAGUGGACAAAAUGGUUUGGUUUGCAUGAAACAUAUGACAAUACCGGAAUCUAACUUGAGCGAAUAUACAAGAGAAUGCCACGAAAGUUUCUCCAAAGCCUGAGGAACAGUAGGAAUUAUCAGGGAUAUUCCAUGUUUGGUUUCUGAAUCCCAAAAGCCCAAAGGGACAAAAACCAUACCACCACCAACCUGGAAAUCGUUAAUAACAAGAUGAUAUAAUAGCAUAUUCCAAACUAAACAAAUACAGCCGAAACCUUCUUCAUUCCUCCAUUUCCCAAACCACAACACCACAAAAAAACCACCCUCUCUCUGUUUCUGAAAACAUGAUGUCAAGAGCUCUCACAGUAAAGCCCAGAAAGAGCUUUCAAUAUGGAUACGGCUGCAGCAAAUCGGUGUCCAUCAACGACUACGAGGAAGGCAUCGUCGGGUUCAUGAAAGAUCUACCGUUGAUUCACUGCGAUCAUCAUGUUGGUAAUAAGCGUGGGGUAUGUUGUGGGGAAGCUGGAGCUGCUCACUUGACCUUGAGGGAGGUUUUGAGAUCUUCAGUAGGAGUUAUAGGUGAGAGCCGGCUUGGAAUUACAGAGAAAGUGGUGCUUUCAGAUGGAAGAGUCUGUGCCUUGAAAAGGUUUAGGAAACUGAGCGUUAGGAGGAGUGAGUUUGGGAAGAGGAUACAAAGGUUGGCUAUGGUGAGCCAUAAGUGCAAAUAUCUUGUGCCUGUUACAGCUUAUCUUUAUGCCAAGAGGAUUAAGUUUAUUCUAUGCGAUUACUAUCCCAUGGGAAGUCUCGCUGACUUGCUUUCAGGUUGUAGGGAAUAUGGUCACUCGGCAUUGGAUUGGGAACAAAGGCUGAAAAUAAUUCUUCACAUAGCGAAAGCGAUAUCAUUCAUACAUAGACAAACACCGGCACAAGAAAAAAACAUGCAAAUGAACGUGCAUGGGAAUAUAAAAGCUUCCAACAUCAUGAUAAAUACAGAUUUCUCAGCCUGCUUAGCGGAUUAUGGUCUAGCUCAGUUGGCUGAGCGAGUUGAAGUUUCGAAGGCAUGGCAGUGGAAGCCGAUCUACUCGGAGGAUUUGUCUCAGAAAUGCGACAUUUACAAUUUUGGGUUGAUUUUGUUGGAUAUAUUGGCAGGGCCUGAGGCUUUGGUUAUGAUCAACUACAUAGCAGAGACUAAGGAAAUGAUCAAAGAAGGAAGUGUAGAGUUUUUUGAGUUUCCAUUGAGUGGAGAGACACAAAAAAGGCAAGCUUUGCAGGUUUUGGACAUUGCACUGGAAUGUACCGAUGGAAAACCAGAGGCUAGACCUUCAAUGGAACAAGUGGUUUUAUGUCUUGGAGAUUUUGUAGCAAGGGAUAUAAAUUGCUGCAUUAAUAAUAAUGUCAAAAUUAUGUCAAACAAAUAAUCGUGUAUAUGUAAGGGGAAACGGCUCGUUUUUCUGUAUGCUAUAGCUUACCAAUUGUUUUUAAGUUAUGGACCUAAUAAUAGUGGUAUCUGUGUUUCCUUUUUUGUGGGGCAAAUUAUAAUUAUAAGUUAUAAAUGCAUGUACAUAAACCAUGUAUGUUUAUCAAUGGUAUAUUCAAUAAUACUUGC